UAUAUUACUUAGUAGCCUGGCCUGAACUCGAUCUAAUUAUAUAUCUUAUAUAUUAGUAAGAAUUAAUGGCUCCCCAAAUCCCAAUAUUGGGAGCAAUUCUCCUACUCAUAGUUACGCUCUCUUCCAUAGACCCAACUGAAUCAAAACAACCAGCCUUCAAAUUCAUGAACCAGUUACAGGGAUGUCACAAGGGCCAAAAAGUGUCUGGGAUUCACCAACUCAAGCAGUACCUAGAGAGAUUCGGAUACUUGAGUAAUGCUAGUUAUAACCACCCCAACCAGUACGAUCUGUUUGACGACGUUUUGGAAUCUGCCGUUAAGUCCUACCAACAAUUCUACCACCUCCAAGUCACCGGAACCCUAAACUCGGAAACCAUGAAACUAAUGACUAUGCCUCGAUGUGGAGUUCCUGAUAUUGUCAAGGAAAACCACCCCCACAGCCAUUAUCACCACAACCGCAAGCUGAUCCAUGCCGUUUCUCGAUACGCGUUUUUUAAUGGAAACCCUCGUUGGGCAAAAUCUAUGCUCACUUAUACAUUUUUUUCAAGUGUUUCAGUCCCUGCCGCCCAGAGCUUAUCGUCCGCCUGUGCCCGAGCUUUCCAGAAGUGGGCAAAUGUGAGCAAUUUUACUUUCCAAGAAGUUGCACAGAGCAGCAAAGCAGAUAUAGUGAUCGGAUUCCACGUUGGCGACCACGGCGAUGGCAUUCCCUUCGACGGGCCUGGGGGGUUUACAGCUCAUGCAUUUGCACCUUCCAUAGGGCUUCUCCAUUUUGAUGGGGAUGAGAAUUGGAAUACCAACCCGGGACCGAACCAGAUGGAUUUGGAAUCGAUUGCAUUGCAUGAGAUCGGCCAUGUCCUAGGGCUCCAACACGACGAUACUGUUCCAGAUGCAGUCAUGUAUUCGAUAUUAAACUAUGGGAAUGUGAAGAGGAAUCUACAUCCUGAUGAUAUUGCAGGAAUACGUGCCUUGUAUGGUUUGCAACCAUAAUUAUUCAAGUUGCACGAUACGUACAAGGUCAAGGACUAUAUAUUUUUAUAGUCUUUGUUAUAUGUAGUUUUUAAUAAUUAAGCCAAUAAAUUAUCCUACGUACAUCGGUACUAGUGGUAAACUUGUCAUAUAAUAAAAGCGCAUGAUACAUUUUCUUAUGUUUGUAAUAUGUCUUCCUAUUCUAAGGGAAACAUAUAUAACGAAUGAAAGUGUAUUAUAUAUGCCAUUAUAUACUUUGCUCUAAAUAAUGUAUUGGCUACUGUACUUGUGUA
This is a messenger RNA of Humulus lupulus (European hop), 1258 nucleotides long. Its product is annotated as metalloendoproteinase 5-MMP-like. Lineage: Eukaryota; Viridiplantae; Streptophyta; Magnoliopsida; Rosales; Cannabaceae. Gene Ontology annotation, biological process: extracellular matrix organization; collagen catabolic process; proteolysis. Gene Ontology annotation, molecular function: zinc ion binding; metalloendopeptidase activity. The record is from RefSeq and is a predicted model, not a curated record. The transcript has a single exon. Gene Ontology annotation, cellular component: extracellular matrix. Bases 66 to 986 code for a protein of 306 amino acids.